GCCGACCCGUAUUGAGGUUUCCGGUGCGCCUGGGGAGAGACGGGUGUAGCACUGCGGCAGCCGGCAGCCCGUCUCCUCAGCGCUGCUCCCGACAGCUGUGUAACACGCUGCUGCCCGUAACAAAGAUGGCCACCCACUUCCUCCCCCUCAAGCCGUAACCCGGCCGCUUUUGGCAGCCGCUGGAGACUCGGCGGCAAGUUCCCACCGGACAGGGCAGCGCUCCCCGCCGCCACAUGGCCGAGGAUGCCGGCUCUGCCCACCGCCCCGCCGCAGGCAGCAGCAAAGCGAGCGAGCGGCGAGAGCCGGUGGCGGCUGCCGGACAGGUUCUGAGGAAAAAGCACUUGAAAGAUGUGCAUCUACAACAAGUGUCUGUAAGAAGGUUUGCAUCAUUCAAUCUCUUUUCAAUAGAAGACCAGAAUACAGAAGAGGAAACUGGGACCUGGGUUCAAUACAAAAGCAUCUUUUACCCUGAAUAUAGCGUGUCCUUAAGAUUUCACAAUGGACUCCUGAAUGUUCAAGAUGUUCUUACAAGUUUUGACAACACAGGGAAUGUCUGUCUCUGGCCAUCUGAAGAAGUGCUGGCCUACUACUGCCUGAAGCACAAUGAAAUAUUCAGGGACCUUGCUGUGUGUGAGCUAGGGGGUGGCAUGACAUGCUUGGCUGGGCUCAUGGUUGCUAUUUCUGCAGAUGUCAAAGAAGUUCUGUUAACUGAUGGAAAUGAAAAGGCCAUCAAAAAUGUAAGUGACAUCAUAACAAGAAACCAAAAUGCAGGCGUGUUUAAGGCUCAGAAAGUGUCAAGCUGCAUUUUACGAUGGGAUAAUGAGACAGAUGUCUCUCAACUGGAAGGACAUUUUGACAUGGUUAUGUGUGCUGACUGCCUGUUUCUGGACCAGUACAGAGCUAGCCUUGUUGAUGCAAUAAAGAGAUUACUCCAACCCAGUGGAAAAGCAAUGGUAUUUGCUCCACUCCGAGGGAAUACUUUAAACCAGUUUUGCAAUCUAGCUGAAAAAGCUGGUUUCUCUAUCCAAAGACAUGAAAAUUAUGAUGAACACAUUUCGAACUUCCACUCCAAGUUGAAAAAUGAAGAGAAAGAUACAUAUGAGGAAAAUCUGCAUUACCCUUUUCUUCUUGUUUUAACCAAACACAGAUAGAAGAUGGCAUUUGUUUGUUUGUUUGUUUAAGGUGGACUACUGAGUAUUAAUCCAUGUGUGUGGAUGGACAGGGAGUAGGGAGGGUUCAGUUUGCCCCCAUUUUGCUCCUGAGCCGUCAUUAGAGAAAUCAGCAUUUCUAAUCUAAAUGUUGAGGAAGAUGUGGUGGCUUGUUUCACAUUAUGUAAACAUUUAGACAUCUUUUUGGUAUCAUUUUGGAACUUAUUUUUCCAAUUACAGUCCAGCCUAAAGCCAAUCAGACUUCACAUGUAUGCAUUAACAAAGAUGUAAAACUGGCUUCUUGCUCUUUGUGCCUUUCAACUUGCAUAUACUUUGUUCAAAAAUGUGUGAAUAAUAUACUUUGUGGGCCUAUAUAACUGAUUGUAAAGUAGUAAAUGCAUUCACAUUUAAUUAGUAAGGACAUAGUUAUCUUAAGAUCUUUUAAAAGUG
Molecule: messenger RNA, 1598 nt
Organism: Calypte anna (Anna's hummingbird)
Lineage: Eukaryota; Metazoa; Chordata; Aves; Apodiformes; Trochilidae
Gene: CAMKMT
Product: calmodulin-lysine N-methyltransferase
Exons: 11
Coding region: 234-1151 (305 amino acids)
Cellular component (GO): cytoplasm
Molecular function (GO): calmodulin-lysine N-methyltransferase activity
Source: RefSeq, a predicted model, not a curated record